Molecule: messenger RNA, 10292 nt
Organism: Felis catus (domestic cat)
Lineage: Eukaryota; Metazoa; Chordata; Mammalia; Carnivora; Felidae
Gene: GNAT3
Product: G protein subunit alpha transducin 3
Exons: 8
Coding region: 5426-6490 (354 amino acids)
Biological process (GO): sensory perception of sweet taste; detection of chemical stimulus involved in sensory perception of bitter taste; adenylate cyclase-modulating G protein-coupled receptor signaling pathway
Cellular component (GO): heterotrimeric G-protein complex; photoreceptor inner segment; photoreceptor outer segment
Molecular function (GO): G-protein beta/gamma-subunit complex binding; GTP binding; GTPase activity
Source: RefSeq, a predicted model, not a curated record
AUUCUGCUCCUGAAACCAAUAUUCCAUUGUAUGUUAACUAACUAAAAUUUAAAGUAAAAUUUGAAGAGAAAAAAAAAGUCAGAUGUUAGCAAACAAUAUAAAAUUAUUACCUUUUCGUUAGAUCUUCCCUGGAAAAGUUAUAUAAAAUUCUAAUCUCUCAUCCUCAUCACGACUCCUAUACCCCUUGUGUUCAUUCUGUUUUAUUUAACACUUGUAACCAUCUGUAAAUCUAUGUACUUUAAAUAUUUAUCAUGUUCAUUGUCUGUGUGAGCCCCCAUAGAUACUCACACAGUAGAAUUUAAGCCCUGUGAGGUGUUAUCUAACGUGUUUAUUGCUGAAUCUCCCAUGCCUGGUACAUAACAAUUGUUGAAUAUAUCAAUUGUUAAGUAAGUUCCUGCAAUUCCAGAGGUAGUAUUUCAUACAUGCCAUCAUGUGAAAAGGAAAAUCAUGCAUUUCCAAUAUGGAGCAAAGAGCUGUCAAACACUAUGCAUAUAUCUGUCAAUUACUCACUAUUCACCAAUUAUUUCAAUAAGGAAGAUUUUUUUUCAAUGUACUCUUAGUUAGGAUCUUGCAAACAGAAAAGAAGCAGAGGGCAAGGUCACUGGAGAGUAUCUUUCCUAGUUUGAGGAAGAACAAACUGACCAGUAGCAGCUUCCUCUUAGGAAUUUGGAGAGUAAAGGAUCACCUCGUGGGUGACAGUAGUUGUGAAGUAUAAUGGAGAAUAUACAUACACAUAGUAGGUUAUUUUUUAAUGUUUAUUUUAUUGAGAAAGAGAGAAAACAGGCACAUGAGCAGGGUAGGAGCAGAGAGAGAAGGGGACAGAGGAUCUGCUGCUGACAGCCCAAUGUAGGACUUGAACUCAAAAACCCUGAGAUCAUGACCUGAGCUAAAGUCAGAUGCUUAACCGACUGAGCCUCUCAGGAGCCCCUAUAUAUUAGUUUCUAAAAGAAGAAGUACUAUGGAAAAGUCAUCUGUGGAAGAGCAAGAUAUUCCUAGUGUGGAAAUAAAGCAUGUGUGAAAGCUAAGUUGGGACAUCUAAUUAGGAAAAAUGUAAAAUCCCAGCUAUAAUAGAGAACGUGUUAUGAGAAGUAAUGGGAGAUAUAUUUGGAUAGUUGGCUAGUGCUAAGUAGAUUACUGAGUAUAUGGUGGCAGGAUAGAAUAACAAUUAAGGAGUUCUUGGAUUUUGUAUCAAGAGGAGUAUAAUAAUGAAAUUUGGGCUUGAGGAAAUGUAACCUGGCACAAUCAGACAAGUUACAGUGGAAUAAGGCAGAAACUAGAAUCAGGAAACCUAAGUAAAAAGUGGUUGUAAUAAUCAGAACUGAAGUGACUGAGAAAUAAGAUGAAGGAAGGAAGUAGUAGAAAUGUUACAUUAAAGAGACAGUAAAAAACAUCUUAAACAAGAUCAGAAUUCAGGACAGGAAGUAGCCCCUUAGGAAAUAAUUAUGAAUCUCACCUUUGUCAGUUAAGCUUUUAUCAUUUUUUAUUUCCAAUAAUCAUUAUAUAUAAUCAUGUUCUAAUAGAAAAAAAGAACAUAUAGAAUAAUUAAAGGUAAAAGUCAUUUCCAAUGAAUAAAAAUACCUACUUGUAUUACCUCGGAAGACAUAAGAGCUGCUUAAUGCUGGUAUUGUAAACUUAUUGUACUGCAUGAAUGCACUAACUUGAAACAGUAAGUUUUGUCCUAUUCCCUCAAGAUCACAAGACUCCUCUCAGGAAGUCCCCAAAGAUGUGAACUCUCUGUUGGAGAUACCAUGCAUAGAGCUCCCAGAAGUGCACAUUUGAGUACCAUUAGCAAAGGAGAGAUGGUUUGCCUCAAAUUUCAUGGGAGUAUACAAGGAUAAAGGUCAUUGCUAAGGCAGCCAGGACUCAAACCACCCAGGGACUCAAAGCCUGAAGUCAACACCUCCAAUAACAUGUGGAAACAAAAUAAGGAAUAAUACAGAUUUGUAUUUACAAUUGUAUUCACAACUUCCAGAAGGAGCUGAGCCACUGAAGUCAGCCACAUAUCACAUUCUCAAAGGAACUCCAGCUUGAAGCCCAGGUAAUACUGGCAAAAGAGACAUCUACAGAAACAUUGUUUGAAAUCUCAUCAUGAAAAGCAGGUGGGGGAUAAUUGCAUGUCAUCCCAAGCUAGAUGUUGAAUUAUAAAUGUAAAAUAGUGAUUACUCAGCCUUUUUAAAGACUCAUAUCCUCUUCUGAAGAUUACACAGAGAUCAUGACCAAAAAUACCAAAAAAAAUGAUUCACCCCCUACAAGCUUGUGAUAUUUCAGGGAGCUUUUAGAGCUGAGGACUCUCUCUGUACUUUACCUCAAGUCAAUUUUCUUUUUCACAACCUGGUUCCAAAAGAAGAUAUUCCCAGUCAGGUUGAUGCUGUGAUACAAAAAAAUCAAAAAGCAACAAGGUUCUUAGAAGUCAUUCUCAAUGAUUAUUCUAAAAGACCAUGAUAUUUCAAUACAAUGUCUCUCGCUUCCGGGGUGUGUGGGUAUACGUACACAGAGCAAUCUCUCUCUUUCAGCUGACUAAUACAUAGAACUCUAACAUUAUAGUGUGUUGGAUAGCUUUAGGUUUGUUUUCAAGAACAAAAUUUCUAGCCGCAUUUUUUCUCUGAAUAAAAAGCAUCUCAUUUAGUUACCUUUUCCCAUUGUCAACUUUUAUCAAUUUUCUCUCACUAUGAGAUGAAGUUUAACCACCGAAAGGGAGUAUACUAAUGUUAUUUUUAAGGCUUAGAAAAAAAAGGUAAAUGUGCUAACAGUUGUAAUUGUAUAUACGGACACUAUUUCAGACCAAAAGUGAGCUUUUUCAUUCAUUUUUUUUGAGACACUCUAAAAUUUCUAAGGUGUUGAGAUAGACCCACAUUGAACCUCGAAAAGGAGCCCUAAUCAUACAGUCACCUUAGCAGAGUGAAAGAAAUAGAAAGGACUCCAGGCCUCAAUUCGUUAGCAAGAAAUAAUUUUUGAUCAUUUCCUAUGGCUAACACUCUGCCAAAUACUGUGGAAUACAUCAAAGCUUGUAAACUCUUGUCCCCACUCUAGUGGAAUUCGCUAUUUUAUUUUCAACAUUUUCUCAGGUCCAGAAAGCGAUAAUCCGAAGUGCAACAACAGGGCUAAUAGCUGUAUUAACAACCCCAGCUCAUUAGUGAAGAUGUUUCCCAGGUCCCCAGGGGAGAAGACAGAGAAAGGAACCUUUCUCUUCUCCCGGACUCUCCCGAGCCUGCCUCCCCUAAAUAUAGACACGCCUUGAAUUUUAUAUCAAGCUUGUUUUAGUCACUGAUGAAAAAUUUACAUAAUAAUCUCAACGUUAACGACUAAACAUUCUGGGUUACAGAAAAGUAGAUGUUUAUCAUUUCAUACAGUGCAGAAAGUUGUAUACAGUCCUGAAAGAGCUGCUCAGUUUAAGUUAAUAACCUAGAUAAUCUUAGUAAAAUGUACACUUUUUCAAACCCAGGUGUGUCCCCACCAAAAAGUUGUGGGGUAUGUAUACUUAAAUGCAAAUUAUAUGAUCUUAGUUCAUAAUUGUUAUAAAACAUACAAGAAUCUUGUGUAUUCAAGGUACUAAAUGUAUUUGAUUUUGAUAUAAAAACAAUAGGCAAAAACAAAUUUAUUUUAAUAUUUGUUAUUUUGUAUUGCUGUCAGAGUGAAUUCUGUGUUCACUGGUGAGUAUAAGUAAACUAAGGGGUGCAAAUCUUGUUCCUUUGGGGCAGGCUCUUUGCAUUGUAAAAGCAAUACCACAUGAUUUGCACAAACCCUUGCAUACCUACCUUUCCAAAUCUUUAUACUAUCAUAACAUGGCUGUGGAGAGAUGAAAGCCAUGAGUUUUGACUAUGCUUAUGUACCUUCAGCCUGAUAUUUUAUGUGAAAAAGUAAACAAAUGAGGAGUAUGUAUGUAAUUUGGAAGCCUAAAAUUUCCUUGUUUUAUGAAUAUGCAAAACGCCACCUGUUCAAACUUUGCACAAGAACUCGAAAGAAGACUAGCGCUGACGUGUUGAUGGAUUGACUGUCUUCUACCAUUUCCUGGUUAGGGCACAUUCACAAAUCCCAAAGUAUUCAUGGAAAGAUUUGCCUGCUGUCACAGGGGGCCAACUCUAUUUAUAAUGUAGAUAGAUAGAUAGAUAGAUAGAUAGAUAGAUAGAUAGAUAGACAGACAGACAUUGCUGUUAAAACCAAUUAGUUAUGAGGGUGGUGAUUAAAGUUACUUCACAUCCUCAAAAAAAAAAAAAAAACAAAAAACAAACAAUUAGUCUCUCUUCCUGUCUCUGUCUAUCUGUCUCUCUCUCUCUCUCUCUCUCUCUCUCUCUCUCUUUCUCUCUCUCUCUCUCUCUAUAUAUAUAUACACACACACGCACACACACUACCUAACAAGUGCUUUAUGCUUCAUAUAAAUAAAAAGUUGUACAACAUAAUCUAAUCUUUGUCCCCAACCUUGCAGAUCUCAAGUGCAUGACAUUUAGUGGGGUAGUUAAAAGGCAUGGAACGUAUUUAGAUGUAUGUACUGUUUUUACUUUUCAGGAAGAACCAAAUUGCCUACUGUUUCAAAGAACAUUGUUUUUUAUUUCCUUGGUACCAAAUCAAUAAACGUCUUUCCAGCACAACAGCUGUUGCUUAAUGGCCCCAAAGACUUAAUGUGCUGCCUAAAUUGAACACAGUUCAGUGUCUACACCAAGUGGGCCCUCAAGUAAUGUUGAUGGAUUGGUUUUCUCACAAGCAGUAAAAGCUCCUUUUAUAGAGAUGGAUUCAAUGAGGUUAAAAUCAAUAAUUUAAGAGCAACGUGUGUUGAAUUCUAUGUGGCAAUACAACAGUCUGUAUAAAUAUAAGAACUACAUUUAGAAUUGUAAUUUAAAUUAAAAAAAGGAUGUCUUCUAGUUAAUACUAGAAGAUUCCCAACAAUUUUGAGUGAUAAUCUAAGCAUACAAGAGUAUAAAUUUGGAUGAUUCAGUAUAAAUAUUCGGAGAGUGAUAUUGGAAUGAUUAUCUAGAAUUUGAAGACUCAAAUAUAUGAAGAUACACGCUUGUUGGUUAGUAAUAAUAACUUUAAAUCACAGUAAUAAAUAUUGCCUGUUAGUGAGAAACAUCCACUUGAACUGUUCACUGCACACUAACUUUAGUGUAUAGAUUUCGACCAUGUUCUACAUUAUUAUACACUAUUCUUUAAGGAAGAUGACCAAGUUUUUGAAGAUGUGCCAUAAGUGGUCAUUUAAUUUGAAAGCAUAAUGAAUUUCCUCCUCUGCUUCCAGCUGUACAACCAUAGCAAUGUAUGGGUUUACCCUUAGAUCAGGUGAUAGUUCAUAAAGUAUCUCCUUAGUCAAAGCGGAAUCUCAGAGAGUGAGGGGAUGGGCUGUUAGGAGCCUCAGCAGAACACUCCUUCUGCAGCCUCUGUCCAAGCCAGAGCUGUGCUGUCCAUUUGAAAAAGUUUGGGCAAAUAAACUACCCAAAUGGGAAGUGGAAUUAGUUCAGAGAGCAAGGAGUCAGCCAAAAGAUCAAAAGAACUGGAGAAAAAGCUUCAAGAAGAUGCGGAGCGAGAUGCAAGAACUGUAAAGUUGCUGUUAUUAGGAGCAGGAGAAUCUGGAAAAAGUACAAUUGUUAAACAAAUGAAGAUCAUCCAUAAGAACGGUUACAGUGAGCAAGAAUGCAUGGAGUUCAAAGCAGUCAUUUACAGUAACAUAUUGCAAUCCAUCCUAGCUAUUGUGAAAGCCAUGACUACCCUUGGGAUUGAUUAUGUGAAUCCCAGAAGUGCAGAAGACCAACGACAACUUUGUGUGAUGGCGAACACUCUGCAAGAUGGUGGCAUGACACCUGAACUGGCUGAGGUGAUAAAAAGACUCUGGAGAGACCCAGGACUUCAGACCUGCUUUGAAAGGGCAUCUGAAUAUCACCUCAAUGACUCAGCAGCUUACUACCUUAAUGAUGUAGAUAGAAUCACAGCUCCUGGAUAUGUCCCAAAUGAGCAAGAUGUUCUACAUUCUCGAGUGAAAACAACUGGAAUCAUUGAAACUCAAUUCUCCUUCAAAGAUUUGCAUUUCAGAAUGUUCGACGUAGGAGGACAGAGAUCUGAGAGAAAGAAAUGGAUUCAUUGCUUUGAAGGCGUUACAUGCAUUAUAUUUUGUGCUGCGCUCAGUGCCUAUGACAUGGUCCUAGUGGAAGAUGAGGAAGUGAACAGAAUGCAUGAAAGCCUUCACCUAUUCAACAGUAUCUGUAAUCACAAGUACUUUGCAACCACCUCCAUUGUCCUGUUUCUCAAUAAAAAGGAUCUCUUUCAAGAAAAAGUAACCAAAGUGCAUCUUAGUAUCUGCUUUCCAGAAUACACUGGACCAAAUACAUUUGAAGAUGCAGGGAACUACAUCAAAAACCAGUUUCUAGACCUGAAUUUAAAAAAAGAAGAUAAGGAAAUUUAUUCCCACAUGACCUGUGCUACAGAUACCCAAAAUGUCAAGUUCGUGUUUGAUGCGGUUACAGAUAUAAUUAUCAAAGAGAAUCUAAAAGACUGUGGGCUUUUCUAAUCAGCCCUUUUUUCUUCCACUCUUGUUCUUGUACACUUUUCAAGAUGUAAAAGGAAAGGUGCUGUGUGAUGUGUUUAGUUUUAAUAAUAUUAACUUAUCUAGAAAUAUAACUAGUGUUAUAAAACAACAAUUUUUCAUAUAAAAAUUUUAACAUAUUGUCAGCUCUCUCUGGAUGUUUCAAUUUCUUUGGCACAGUGAGGAUGGGGGUGUCUUUGAUGUCUGAUGUCCUUAGGUCUGAAAAUAUACAUUUUGGUAAAGCUCUAUCAGUACAUAUCACUGACACUGAAUUUUCUUGGUAGUACAUUUCUGUAUUGUGGUCUAUUUUUAAUUAUAGAACAAUGAAAAAAUGCAAAGUAUCCCAUAUUAUUUUCAUUGGCUAGAAUUUGAGAGGCAUUUGUUUUCACUGAUAUGUAAUUGUGCCUGUACUAUAAGGAGUAUUUAUUAUUGGCCCAUUACUCCUAUUCAGUAAGCUGCUAAUGAAAUGUUCACUCUACAUGUACUUGUUGAUAGGAAAUUUUAUAUGCAAAAGAAAUGCACGUAAUUUUAUCUGCCAUGUUUUCCUUUGAAAAAAGUGAUUAAUGCUGAAUUUUACCUUAGAAUUGGAGAUUUUAACACAAUAUCAUUUUGUAUCAGCCUAGUUAAAAAUGGGACCGUGUAUGGUCAAAUAUAUAGCAUAAGGCUGUUCAGGUUGAACAACAGUCCUUAAUGGAGUACUUAUUCUCACAUUUUGCUCCAGAGUGGCAUGGAGCAUUAUUACACUUGAUGGUUUAGGAACAACAAUUUUAAGCCACAGAGAGGAAAAUAAUUCAGUUUCUUAACACUAGUAUGUUUUGCUUUUAUGAAUAAGAAGUAGGAAGUAAGAGUGAGUAAUUAGGAGAUUUUGUGGAAGAGAAACAUUGAGCUUUUCAGUACUGUAAGGUCCAUUCUAAAUGCUAUACAGUAUGCUAAUGGUCAAGCCUGUUUUCUUAAAACCUAAUCUGGUGCCUUACAAACCAAAUCACAUGAUUUGCAAAAAAAGAUGACUUCUUCCUUUCUUGAAGUGUGUAACAUUUAUAACAUAUACUUUUCAAGCAGGUCUUAAUACUGUUUGCCUUCUACCAUGGGAAAAAGAUGAUACAUAGGUCAGAAUAGUAGGUCAAUGCAUGAGAUUUCUAACUACCCUGAAAAGAGAGCUAUUAGGUUUUUACAAGCUAGAUGAGGAAAAGGUAAAUUAACCCAUUUGCCAAUCUGAUGAAUUCAGGUAGUUUUGUCUCAAUGUCACUUCUUCACGGUUCUGUAACAUUUCCAUUCUAAACACUUAAGAAUUAUCACUAUUCCAUAAGUAGCCUUGACUGGAGUGUCUGUGGCUUUAUUUUCAAAACCAUAAAGGAGUUUUCAACAAAUACAUUCCUACAAAAAUUUCAUAGUAAGAAAAAUUAAUUGGAAAUUUCUUUGCAGAAUAUAAAUUUUUAAGGAGCCUAAGAUAGCAAGGACAAAAAAAAAGAGCAAACAUUUAGCAUGAGAAUUUAAUAAAUUUUUCUGGCUGAACCAAUAUCUAUAUGACUAAAACCAAUAAUGUGCUAGGAGAUAUUCAAUGUUAAGAGAUUUUACAUUAAGAUUGCAAAUGCUAUCAUUUCAUCUAUUGCUUUAUCUUUUUAUUUUCUCCCAUUCUCCUUUAGCCUGCUUUUCUCUACCAGUGUGAAGACAAUUUCCAGUAAAUGAGCAAGAUGUUUUGUGAAAUGUUACUAUUAUUAUUUGGAUUUUGACUCUGUCUUAUCCUUAGGAUUUCUCUUUUUGGUGUAAAGCAUGGGGUCAGAAAUGGUUCAUUUUAUCUUUUACAAAUACAUAACUCAUUUCAAUCUGUGCAAAAAAAAAAUGACAAGUAGAAAUGUUGUAAAAUACCAUUCUGUGAGAAAUUUUAAAAAUAUGUUAAAUGACCGAACUAAAAUUAGAGGUCAGUUUGGAUUAUGGGAGGGGGGGGAACCCUUAAAUUCCUUCCUACCCUAUGCUUGAAAUUUUAAAAAUUUCUUCACAAUCACAAAUUGUUGUUAUCCUAAACAAUGCAUUUUCAUUAAAAAGAGAAAUUUUUAGUAGAGAAAAUAGAUGUUUGCAUUAUUUCUUAAAUGAUCACCCUCCUUAAAAUUGAGUCUAUUUGUGAUUUUACUUUUUAAGUUUUUAAUUAAAAAGGUUGGCAUAGAAGCACAGUAUUUUGAACUAAUUAGAGUAACAAAUGGAAAAUCUGGGAAAUCUGGAAAAAUCUUCUGGCUUUACCCAGAAGAAACUUGUACUGAGACCAGCAAUGUUAAAGUUGGUUAGAAUUCAAUAUUCCAACUGCCCAGUUAGUGUUGUUGCUUUGCUAGUGUCUCAAAGAGGCAGUCUUAGCCUUUGUCAAAGUUCAAAUGUUAUUAUACUGAUAUUUUCCUUUUCUGUUUUUGAGGUCUCUCUUCCUCACUCAGAAUGUUCUCAAAUCCUCAUGCCUUAGAUUUGUAACACUCCCAACUCUUUCACUUCUAAAAUGUGCCCAACUGUGGACACACUACAGUACCUCAGAGAUCUGGGGCAGGCUUCCAUCUAAUGGGGUCACCAUAAUUAAUCCUUGCAGAGUUUUUCCAGAAGCGUGAACUGGUGAACAGAUAAGUCUUUGCACCUUGGGACUAGUGACUACAGAGUUAAUUCAAGAAGAGUAUUAAUUGGUAAUACCUUUGAAUCAAAUAUUAAAGUUGGUGACUCUAAAAAGAAGCUCUAUAGAAAAGGGUUUUCAAAUUCUAGGAAAUCUACCACAUACAUUAUAGAUAUCCCAUAUCCUAUUGAUUAACAGAAUUUAUAAACCAACACCAAUCUUCAAGUGUAUCCUACAAAUUGGCAAACUAAUUCUUCAGGCUGUGGGCCUGUCCUAACACGGGUUUUUUUUUGUUUUUGUUUUUGUUUUUUUUUUUUUACUUGAUCCAUUAUCUUAUUUAAUCACGAAAUAUAUUUUCAAAUAUUUGCACAGAAUCAUUCAGGCUUGACUUAGUCAAACAAUAUGUGAGGAAAAAUAAAUUUUGUGUGUGGACAUAGGUUUUUCCUCUGUGACAACACUUCAGAAUCAGCAGUGGAUGAGCUGGUUAACAUGAGUCAACUACUAAAAAUAAGAUAUUUGUAAGAACUAUAGGAGCAACUGUGAAUCCUCUCACUUAGAAUAACUUUAAAAAUAGGAGAGGCGACCCUCCAUCUAGUCGCAGUAAGUAUUCAAUUAAUUGAUAAUCUAACCAGCUGGGGCCUUCUUUCUUUUUAGGCCUUUCCUGACAAUCUUACCUACUAGUCUCCAGCCACAUGGGGGCACACUAACAUCAUGUGUUUUUCUACCCAAAUGUUGCACAAAUAAUAAAUUUAGAUGGCCAACAGCUUGAAUGAGACAGAUAAUAAAAUCCUACUAAGAAAUAUAACUCUGUUGUGCUUCCCAGGUCAGUAGGAUCUGAUCAUCUUCUGAUAAUCAUAAUGUGCACUAUUUGAACCAAAUCUGUGAAUAACAAAUCUAUCGAAAUAGGUCCAAAUUUGUUUCGUGAUAUACAGAUACUUAGUCUUUUCUCAUGCUCUAAUUUCUUUUUUUUUUUUUGACAUUUUGAACCUCUUGUUUAAAUCUAAGUUAUCAUUAGUUUUGUAGUGUGGUUUUCCAUAUUGUUUCUAAAAUAUUGUGUCUAAAAUCUUGAUUAGCUUACAGAGAAAUGUAGGAGAAAAAUAAUUUGAUGUUUAACCACUAGGUUUCAUGAAUAGUAAUUAAAUGGCUGCUUAUUAAUGUGUUUCUUUUCAAUAAAUCAAAGUAAAAUUCCACCCGGCUAUCACA